Molecule: messenger RNA, 1974 nt
Organism: Solea solea (common sole)
Lineage: Eukaryota; Metazoa; Chordata; Actinopteri; Pleuronectiformes; Soleidae
Gene: slc60a1a
Product: major facilitator superfamily domain containing 4Aa
Exons: 10
Coding region: 337-1836 (499 amino acids)
Source: RefSeq, a predicted model, not a curated record
AACUGGUCAGACACACGCGUCAGAAACAGGGCGAGACCUGAGGAUAAUUGGCCAUGCAGCGCCACGUCCGUGUCAAUAGGAUGAUUAGCGAUCAAGUGGAAAGUGGCAAGUGUGUUUAACUGUGUUUACUUUCUCUGUGGACUGGUGCUGUGUUUGUUUUACCCUCUCUCUCGCUCUCUCUCUCUAUCUCUCUCUCUCUCUCUCUCUCUCUCUCUCUCUGUCUGUCUGUCUGUCUCUCUCUCUCUCUCUCUGAGAUACGGAUACAUUUGUUUCCCUGCUCAUGAGCCGCUUGUCAGCCGCAGCGCACAGAGAGUCUCAGCUCCUCCAAAGAACAAAAUGACGCUGCUGGAUGAGCGGCUCUGGUCGCUCUUCAGGCGCAAUUGGCGGCAAACUCUCACCUACUGGAGUGUUUUCUUCAGCUUUGGCCUGUGCAUCGCUUUACUGGGCCCAACCAUCCUGGACCUGAGGUGUCAGACCCAGUCCAGCCUGCAGCAGAUCACCUGGGUCUUCUUCUCCCAGCAGUUCUUCCUGCUGGUGGGCAGCAGCGUGGGAGGACUUUUCAAGAAGACACUCCUGUCCUCCCUGUCAGCUCUGCUGUCCUGCACUUUCAUCAUCUCAGUCGUGUUUGCCAUCAUACCACUGUGUCACCAUGUGGUGCUGCUGUCCAUCGCCAUGGCAAUCGCUGGCAAAGCCAUGGGGUUAAUUGACACCAUCGCCAAUCUGCAGCUAGUGAAGCUGUACCAGAAGGACUCAGCCGUUUUUCUGCAGGCCCUGCAUUUCUUCAUAGGUCUGGGCGCGCUGGUCAGCCCCCUGGUGGCUGAACCUUUCUUGUCAGAAGACAGCUGCGUUGUAUUGUCCAACAGGACGACCAACUCCUCUUCUUCGCCUGACCUUGAGCACCUCCGCAGCAGCCUUGCUGGACAAGGAGCGGCAUUGCACAACAUGUCACAGUACCAUCUGUACACUGAAGGUGUCAUCAUCACAAGUGUGGCCUAUGCUUUCUGGAUUAUGGCUCUUAUCAAUCUCCCUGUGCCAGCAGCAGUGCUUGCACUCAUGUACCACGAGAGACUUCUGCCUUGCUGCAGGAAGAGUCCAUGUCUGCUAGAAAAGGACUCCCUGUCCAGCACGAGUCCUGCCGUGGAUCAUGUUGAAGGACACACGAGUGUGUUCGGUUGCUGUAACCCUGCCAAACUGCGGGGUCACCCUGCUACGUUCUUCAUCCUCCAUGCUCUAGGUGGAGCUAUCCUCUUCAUUACUGAUGGGAUCAUUGGUUCCUAUGCUGGUUUCAUCUACACCUAUGCAGUCUCGCCUCCCCUGCUCAUGGGUCACAAGGCUGCUGGCUGUUUGGACAGUGUAUUUUGGGCCGCCAUCACAUUAGGAAGGCUUGCUUUCAUCUACCUGUCCUGCAGAUACACGGCACCCAGGCUGCUCACCUUCAGUCUGGUGGGAGUCAUACUGGUGCAGUGUCUGUUGAUGAUCUUCUACACAAGCUCUGUGUUUCUCUUCUUCGGGACUUUUGUGUUGGGUCUGUGCAUUAGCAGUGUCUUUCCCUCCAUGGUCGCUUAUACAGAGGACUUACUGGACUACAAAGGUUGUGCCACAACUGUUCUGGUGACCAGUGCCAGCACGGGAGAAAUGAUGCUGCAGUUGAUUGUGGGAUCGGUGAUCCACAGUCACGGCAGUUACGCUUUCCUGUUGUGUUGUACAGUUGCCUCUUUCAUCGGUUUCUGCCUUCUCCUGCUGCUCAUAUUUGUCCAGCACAUCCACAGAAACGGCCACACAGAUUCACGAGAAAGCAUGAAUAUGAAAGAGAAUCCAUCUACGGGGGGCUCGUGACCCGAGACCAGAGGACGCAGUGUGGACAACAAAGAAAGAUAAGCUCAGAGAAAUGAAUGGACAUGCAGUCAUCUUACCCAGCAACAAGAUGCAGAGCUUCAUCCUGGCCUUGUCCAAGUAAACAAAGAGGGAGAGAGA